AUGUGUAUAUCUACAAGUGUGAAUCCUAUACAUCAAUUAUCAGAAGCCCACCAUGCCACUCACUCCACUCAAAGCAACAUCUCUCUUUUUUCAACUCUUCGGACAAUUUCUGCGGCGUCUGUGGCGUGCUCAUUGGAGUUUGGAGACCUUUUACGCAGAGGGUGGACUUUGGUCAAGAACGUGACUGGCGCAAUUUCUAUCGAGCGAGUACAGAUAGUUGCUAACAAGGCCAUUCUAGUUAUUGUCGACCAACACGAAGACCCAAAGACCGGGGCUCAACAGCGUCAUUACCGACUAUCCGGCAUCAACACCGUGCAAGGUCGCUGGGACCAAACCCUCCAGGUCCCCGGAGACAAACAUCAGGUUAGUCCUUCCGGCCACAAAGCUGGCUAUCCAGGGAAAACGACCACAGACACAGUCACGCUAUAUCGGGCUACAUACUGGGGCAAUCAGCACCAAGACGUCUACCCGCAUGGAUACACCAUCUACGCGCGAUGCUGGGAAUUGAUCGAGCGGGUCGUUUUUCGUAACUGCAGAAAUGGGUCGCAAAGCAUGGCGUAUAGACGCUUCGUGGCGGACCCGGUCGAUAUCCCUGAGCUGAAGGACCUUAUUGUGAAGAGUUCGAAAAGGCCACAACGCAAGAGGAAUCAUAGGCACAAUAAUAAAGCUCUAGUAUGCUCCCGCGAUGUCGAGAACGCCAUCCAAGCGUUUGGGUGGACUAUUCCAGAUUACUACUGGCAGAUCCGAACGCCGCCCUUCAUCUUCGAGGUAAAGCCCUUGGAUUCGACGACCAUGCCCUUCUUCGAUUGGCAAUCCUUCGCCCUGGGCGUGGAGGAGCUGCUCGAAACGUCGCUGGGGCUGCAGAAUCGUCGACGGAUAUUUCGGAUCCUGCAGGGGACGAAGAAGGCUUUCCACGUGGCUUUGAGAGAGAAAUUUGAGUAUUAA
Molecule: messenger RNA, 945 nt
Organism: Rasamsonia emersonii CBS 393.64
Lineage: Eukaryota; Fungi; Ascomycota; Eurotiomycetes; Eurotiales; Trichocomaceae
Exons: 4
Coding region: 1-945 (314 amino acids)
Source: RefSeq, a predicted model, not a curated record